Lingula anatina is the source of this 1445-nucleotide messenger RNA. Its product is annotated as ras-related GTP-binding protein A. Gene Ontology annotation, cellular component: lysosome; nucleus; Gtr1-Gtr2 GTPase complex. Gene Ontology annotation, biological process: negative regulation of autophagy; cellular response to starvation; positive regulation of TORC1 signaling. Gene Ontology annotation, molecular function: GTP binding; GTPase activity. Lineage: Eukaryota; Metazoa; Brachiopoda; Lingulata; Lingulida; Lingulidae. The record is from RefSeq and is a predicted model, not a curated record.
AACAGUAGGAUCGCAGUAAAUGGUAAUCUUGUGACACAAAUCUGACGCCACAGCAGAAAAAGGGGUUCUUUUGAUGUUUUUACAACCGUGAAUUCAACCAGGAUGCCUUCGACGAUGAAAAAGAAGGUGCUGUUGAUGGGGAAGAGUGGCUCAGGGAAGACCAGUAUGAGGUCCAUUAUAUUUGCCAACUAUAUCGCCAGAGACACAAGGAGGUUGGGGGCCACAAUUGAUGUAGAACAUUCUCAUGUCAGAUUCCUGGGUAACCUGGUGUUGAACCUGUGGGAUUGUGGAGGACAAGAGGCCUUCAUGGAGAACUACUUUGCUAGCCAGCGUGACAACAUAUUCCGCAAUGUAGAAGUUUUAAUAUACGUCUUUGACGUGGAGAGUCGCGAACUAGAAAAGGACAUGCACUAUUACCAGUCCUGUCUGGAGGCCAUAUUGCAGAAUUCUCCAGAUGCCAAAGUUUUCUGUCUAGUACACAAAAUGGACUUAGUGCAAGAGGACCAAAGGGAAUUAAUAUUCAGAGAAAGAGAAGAAGAUUUAAAAAGACUGUCAAAGCCACUAGAGUGUACAUGCUUCGCCACUUCCAUUUGGGAUGAAACAUUGUAUAAGGCCUGGUCAUGUAUAGUGUACAUGUUAAUCCCUAAUGUCCAACAACUAGAGACCAACCUCACCCAUUUUGCCAACAUCAUCGACGCAGAUGAGGUCCUGUUAUUUGAGAGAGCCACCUUUCUGGUGAUAUCCAACUGCAUAAGAAAGCCCCACAAAGAUGUGCAUAGAUUCGAGAAGAUAAGCAACAUCAUCAAGCAGUUCAAGCUGAGCUGCAGCAAGCUCGCGGCUUCUUUUCAGAGUAUGGAGGUCAGAAAUGCCAGUUUUGCCGCUUUUAUUGACGUCUUCACAUCCAACACUUAUGUAAUGGUCAUCAUGUCUGAUCCUACAAUACCCUCUGCUGCCACUUUAAUCAACAUAAAAAAUGCCAGGAAACAUUUUGAGAAGUUGGAGAGGGUAGAUCAGGGACAAGGGGCCAUAGCUGCAGCGCGAUAAACAGACACCAGAGGGAUGCACUUGAUCCAAGAGAAGCCUAAUCCUCACCAGAUUGUGAUAAUAAAUCCACUUAUUUUGGUUGAUUAUGAAAUACUGAACACUCGAGAUAUGGUGCAAUUGAAAAUUGGAAUUGUUAAGGUCACUUCAUUAAAUCGACCAAAGACUGAGUUUUCAGCCACAAUAAUGAUGACCAAGAUAAGAAAAUAUUAAUGAAGAAUUAAGCUGUAUAGCUUCAUUCAACAUCAAAAAUUAUUGUUACUGUAACUUUACAUUUGUAGAGGUGAGAAAUUCAAGACACUCUUUCUGUUGAAAUGAACAUCAAUCACAUCAAAUUGUCUUUUGAGAAAGGUAUAAAGAAUAUGAAAGGGAAGAUGAAUAAAGUAAUAGAAUCUCUGACGAUA